AUGAAUACAAGGCCAACGUUUUGGAAAGCACAGUGCAUGACCAGGGGGAAGAAUUAUCGUGGUGUUUUGGACCGGGUCCCGUGUAGGUGGCUUGUAGCUGGAUCUAACAAAAACAGAUUAGGAUUGUUUCAGAUCACAAAGUGGGUGGAGAGUCACAAUUGUUAUGGAGAAGUGAUAUCUAAUAACAAUCGUUGUAUGACAGCAAGUAUGAUUGCUUCUGAAAUUUUGUCACGAGUGCGGGAGGAUUUAACUUUAAAAGUUAGACAGAUCCAGGCCCAAGUAAAAACAACGUUCAAUGUUGAUGUGAGCUACGCCAAGGCGUGGAAUGCAAGAAGGUUGGCAAUUGAAAGGUUGUAUGGAACUUGGCCGAGUAACUUUGAUGCACUGCCCAAGUAUGUUGCUGAAUUACAACGUGCUAACCCAGACACUGUUGUGGAAUGGCUCCAUUCUCCAACCAGUUCAAGCCAUAUACAUACAUUCAAGUAUGUAUUUUGGGCAUUUGGACCGGCAAUUAGGGCAUUCCAACGUUGUAUUCCGGUGAUCUUUGUCGAUGGCACUCAUUUGAAAGGCAGCUACAAAGGUAAGUUGCUAACUGUAGUGACAAAGAACGCCAAUGGACAACUAUUGCCGGUCGCUUAUGGCUUGGUUGAUGAAGAGUCUAAUGAAAGUUGGGGAUGGUUUCUAAAUCUCUUUGAAGAGCAUGUCGGGUCGCAGAGGCAAGGAGAUUUGUGUAUCAUUUCAGACCGUCACCAAGGCAUUCUUAAUGCAGUGAGCCAAAUUGAUGGGUGGCAUCAUCGGUAUUGUUUGAGGCACAUUUGUAGCAACGUCAACUCGCACUUCAAGAACAGGAGAAUCAAGAAUCUGGCUUGGGUUAUCGGUUCCACCUCCCAAUCAUCCAAGUAUACUUGGGCGAUAAACACAAUCAAAGGUGAAGAUGAUGCUGUUUGGCCGUAUUUGAGGAACAUUGGUUUGGACAAGUGGACUCUAAGGCACGACUCGGCGCUUCGUCGUUGGGGUAACUUAACGACAAACAUUGCCGAGUGCCAAAACAAUAUCCUUGGUAAGGCUCGAAUGUUACCUAUUAGAGCUUUAAUUGAGAGCACUUUUACUUGGACAAGAGACCAUUUUGUCAGCCAAUACCGGAAGGCAAGUAGCUGGAACCCACCACUAGCUCGCAAAAUGUGGCAGGUUUAUCAGAUGCGUGAACGAGCGUCAACAAGCCAUAGAGUGGAAGUGUUUGAUGAACGAACAGGCAAUUACACGGACCAGAUCCGUAGUACAAAUCAGGAUUAA
Molecule: messenger RNA, 1293 nt
Organism: Erigeron canadensis
Lineage: Eukaryota; Viridiplantae; Streptophyta; Magnoliopsida; Asterales; Asteraceae
Exons: 1
Coding region: 1-1293 (430 amino acids)
Source: RefSeq, a predicted model, not a curated record